GAGGACUUCCACUAUGAGUUUACUGAGUGUGAUGAUGAGGGUGGACGGUGGCGAGUAAGUGUGCCCAGUCCAGACACUUGUGAAGGAGGGGCACCCAACCCACCCAAGCGAACACAUGACUGUAGUGUAUCAUGUGAUCCAGGAUGGUUCUUCAACUUGUCAGAGCUGGAGUGUGCACUCUGCCCUAAUGGUACCUACUCUCUGGGUGGUGGGGUGCACUUUGACUCUUGGAAGACCCUCCCAAUGGGAUUUAGCUCCUAUACAGAGGCCUUCAGAUCAGCCUUUACCUUGGGAAGGAGGCGUGGAGAUGUGGAUUGUAGCGACAGGUAUGGAUGGCAAGCAAAGGGGGAUGUGUUAGCCAGUAAGGGUGGACAGUGUGCAGCUGUCCUGGUAUAUACUGUUAAGCUUGUCAAGCCUGGAGCUGUCCACUACACCUAUCAGUACAGUGAUGAAGACAUCAUCUUUGAGUUCUUGGCUCAAGACGAAGAAUGCCGGGGCAUUGAUGGUGCAGAUGACUACAAGUGGCCGUCACUUACCCGGGAAGGCCAGUGGAAGACCCUCAGUGUGGAACUCAAACCUGGACUCAAUGUUUUACGUUGGAAAACACUUGGUAUUGAAGCUCGAGGCUCUUCCAGACCUGUAUUAAUCAAGAGCAUUCAGAUCAGUGGUGUUGCUCAUUCGUCAGAAUGCACUCCAUGUCCUACAGGCACAUACAGUGGACCCGGUGCACAUGAAUGCACUGAGUGUGAGGAGGGUUUCUAUGCUCCUCGGGGUUCCUCAGCGUGCUUACGUUGUGAUCCUGUCACUCAAUAUAGUCCAAAAGGCUCUCCAGCUUGUCUCUCACGUCCCCCAUGCACCUCACAUGACUAUUAUGAGAUAGACUCAGCUUGUGAUGAGAAAAAUCAGGUAUGCAGUCCUAAAAAUAUGCUCACGAGUACUUUUGUUUCCUCAUUUAAUUGUAUGAAAUGGCACUGUUACUUUAAAUCUAUGUUAAAAUCUUUAACAUAUCUUGAUUUGUGUGACAUUAAAUAUCAGCCAUUAACUGCCCUCUUUUUUUCAGGUUGUGUAUUUUGUCCAAGAGACGAACAUAGUGAUGGUGUUUCCCCAUGCAAGCCCUGCCCUCCAAGUACAGCUCCCAACUAUGGCUACCAAUACCAAUGGUGGACAGCCAUGCCACCUACAAUGGCUGCCAUCUGUAUGUCUGCUGAUGAUGUGGGGUGUAGUACAUCAGAGGGCUGGCAGGUUGGAGGAGAUCACAUUCAUUCUGGUCGGGGCCAUGCAGAUGAUGCCUAUCUUGUUCUUAGCCUCAAGGUUGUAUACAAAAUGAUUAAAUAUGUGAAACUUGUCAAUAAAAUUGUUACUAGAAAGUUAGUAGGCUCAUAAUGAAGAUAAUUCAGAUAACAUAAUUUUAUGCCCUAGGUAGCAGGUUGGUAGACAGCAAUUGCCCAAGAGGGUACUACCAUCCUUCCAAGUGAGUGUAAAACGGAAACCUGUAAUUGUUUUACAUGAUGGUAGGAUUGCUGGUGUCUUUUUUUCUGUCUCAUAAACAUCCAAGUAGCUACUG
Messenger RNA from Cherax quadricarinatus, 1564 nucleotides. NCBI's taxonomy places the organism in Eukaryota, Metazoa, Arthropoda, Malacostraca, Decapoda, Parastacidae. The record is from RefSeq and is a predicted model, not a curated record.